This is a messenger RNA of Dichotomopilus funicola, 1611 nucleotides long. Its product is annotated as general substrate transporter. Lineage: Eukaryota; Fungi; Ascomycota; Sordariomycetes; Sordariales; Chaetomiaceae. The transcript is spliced from 7 exons. The record is from RefSeq and is a predicted model, not a curated record. Gene Ontology annotation, biological process: carbohydrate transport; transmembrane transport. Gene Ontology annotation, cellular component: membrane. The coding region runs from base 1 to 1611 and encodes 536 amino acids. Gene Ontology annotation, molecular function: carbohydrate:proton symporter activity.
AUGGCAGUCGGUUCCGCCACCAACGCCGAAGUCGGCAAGUCCGACCCCAUCAUCACCCGGCUAGCCAACGAGGACAAGAAGCCGUUUUACAAGAAGCCGAAUUUGCUCUACCUCUAUUUGAUGCUGUUCCCGACUUGUAUGGGUAUCGAGUUGACAUCUGGUUUUGACUCGCAAAUGAUCAAUGCCCUGCAGAUUGUUGACCCAUGGCAAAACUACUUUGGUCACCCCGCGGGUGCGCUGAAGGGCAUUAUUGCUGCCGCAUACUCCUUGGGUGCUAUUCUUUCUCUGCCGUUGAUUCCCUGGAUCAAUGACCGUUUCGGUCGCCGGUGGUCCAUCUUUGGUGGCUCCGUCAUCAUGGUCAUUGGAGCUCUUAUUCAGGGCUUUUCGGUUCACGUUGGCAUGUAUAUCGUGGCUCGCAUGAUCCUCGGCUUCGGAAUCCCAACCUGCAUCGUUUCCGGAUCUUCCCUCAUCGGCGAGCUUGCUUACCCCAAAGAGCGCCCCGUCCUAACGUCUCUCUUCAACGUGUCGUACUUUGUGGGGCAAAUUGUUGCGGCCGCGAUCUGCUUCGGAACCAACAGCAUCAAGAGUGACUGGGCCUGGAGAAUCCCCUCGCUCCUCCAGAUCUGCCCCUCGCUUAUCCAGUUGUCCUUUGUCUUCUUUCUCCCUGAAAGCCCCCGUUGGCUCAUUACAAAGGACCGGUCCCAGGAAGCGCAGGCUAUUCUUGCCAAAUACCACGGAGAGACCGAUCGUGGCGCUGAGUUCGUCGCCGCCGAAUUCGCGCAGAUGCAAACCACCAUCCGUAUCGAACUCGAGAACUCGAAGAAGUCUUGGGUGGAUCUCUUCAAGACCUCGGGUAUGCGCCGUCGUCUGCUAAUCACCACUAUGCUCGGCCUUUUCACUCAGUGGUCCGGAAACACCUUGAUCUCCUAUUACCUUGGGGACCUCCUCAAGCUCAUUGGUUUUCAAGACUCGACCUACAUCCAGAAGAUCAACGUUUCAAUUGCCUGCUGGAGUCUGUUCUGCGGCGUUGUCGUCUCGCUUCUUGUAGUAAAGAUCCGCCGCCGUGUGAUGUACCUUGUCUGCACGAUCAGUCUGCUACUCUGCUAUAUUGCUUGGACGAUCUCCAUGGAGCGUGCCCAAACCGCUGUCGCCGCCGGGGUCCCGAACCAAGCUGCCAACAUUGCGGUCUUGUUCUUCAUCUACGCCUACUCGCCUUGCUAUAACAUGGGUUACAAUGCGCUCACUUACACCUACAUGGUGGAAAUCUGGCCGUACGCCGAGCGUUCCAGCGGUAUCGCCGUGUUCCAGCUCUUCGGUCGCCUCGCCAGCUUCUUCACAACCUUCGUUAACCCAAUCGGUCUCGACAGCGUUGGCUGGAAAUAUCUUAUCUCGUACUGCUGCUGGCUCGCAUACGAGGUACUCUUCGUCUAUUUCAUGUUCCCCGAGACUCACGGCCGCACCCUGGAAGAACUUGCCUUCAUUUUCGAGGACAAGCGUCUGGCGGACGAGGCCGUGGCCGCCGCAGAGAAAGCCGUCCAACACGAGACUUUCGAGGAUGCCGGAUUCAACGAAAAGCGUGGGACUGUUGAGACUAAGGAGAACACGGCCUGA